AUGGCACCCGUUCUCACGCCGCUCCCCAUCUUCGGCAUCGCGCUGACCGCCACCGCCAUUGUCACCCUGGUCAUCCUCCACAUCUGGAACUCUCGCCUCGAUCAACGCGCGGGUACUGGCCAUCACCUCCGGAGCAACGACGGCAGCCCCUUUGAUGAGGAAUCUGGCCUUCGCGAUAGGGACAAGUUCCGCGGAUCAUCCACCGGCGCGGCGCCCGGCCAGCCCGGAAGAGGCGGCAUGUGGAUCGCAGCAAAGGUCCAGAAUGGAGACUUCAGGAAUUCAGAGAUGAGCAUCCAUCUAGGUGAUCCCAGGAGCAUCGGAGAAGAGAGAAGCGGCCGUGAUGGCUACCACAUGAGCGGCGCACGCCAUGAUGCCGGCGAUAACCCGUUCGCCACUCCUCCCCGUCUGCUAGCAAUCAUGAGAGGUGAAUCUCCACGCCGUCUUACUGGAGCAAAUGCUCUUCAGCGCAGUAAUAACAGCGCCUGUGGCGCGACCAGGUACGACAACGCUGGAGGCGACAGUGCUGGCCACCACGCCGGCGCCCUCGCGGACGGCCCGCCCCGCCAGCCUUACACCAACUACCGUCACGACACUACCAAGCAUGGUUAUGGCUCCUCCCCUCUCCGCUAUGGUGUCACUCUCAGCACCGUCACGACCGAAGUCGACAUGUCGUCCAUCCGCGAGAGCAUGAGCAACAACACUUCGAGGCCAUUGUCGAACGAUGAGAAUCACCAGGAACGCGGCAGACUGACCAGCAACGCGAGGAGGAGCAGCUUUGGCCGCAGCGUCAGUACCCUCAGCAUCAGCAGUAGCACUAGGAGCAAGAGUGCGAAGAGGAUGAGCAGUAGGAGGAGCGUCAGCCCGCUGGAGGUGCACCCUUGGCGGCUGUCAUACACCUGA
This is a messenger RNA of Diplodia corticola, 900 nucleotides long. RefSeq lists its product as uncharacterized. The record is from RefSeq and is a predicted model, not a curated record. The coding region runs from base 1 to 900 and encodes 299 amino acids. Lineage: Eukaryota; Fungi; Ascomycota; Dothideomycetes; Botryosphaeriales; Botryosphaeriaceae. The transcript has a single exon.